This is a messenger RNA of Mesocricetus auratus (golden hamster), 1499 nucleotides long. It is a transcript of the gene Kcnmb1, whose product is annotated as potassium calcium-activated channel subfamily M regulatory beta subunit 1. Gene Ontology annotation, cellular component: membrane; voltage-gated potassium channel complex. The record is from RefSeq and is a predicted model, not a curated record. The coding region runs from base 75 to 650 and encodes 191 amino acids. Gene Ontology annotation, molecular function: potassium channel regulator activity; calcium-activated potassium channel activity. The transcript has 4 exons. Gene Ontology annotation, biological process: potassium ion transport; detection of calcium ion. Lineage: Eukaryota; Metazoa; Chordata; Mammalia; Rodentia; Cricetidae.
GGGGGGGCCGGGUGGAGAGAAACCAUCUGCCAGCAGAGACCCAGUGAACUGAAUGACUGCUGUCCCCAGUGGCCAUGGGGAAGAAGCUGGUGAUGGCCCAGAAGCGUGGAGAGACUCGAGCCCUCUGCCUGGGGGUGGCAAUGGUAGUGUGUGCCGCCAUUACCUACUACAUCCUGGGUACCACUGUGCUGCCCCUCUACCUGAAAAGUGUGUGGACUCUGGAAUCCACCUGUCACCUGAUUGAAACCAACAUCAAGGACCAUGAUGAGGUGGAGGGCAAGAAGGUGCCCCAGUACCCAUGCCUUUGGGUCAAUGUUUCAGCUAUGGGCAGAUGGGCCAUGCUGUAUCACACAGAGGACACUCGGGACCAAAACCAGCAGUGCUCCUAUAUCCCUAGCAACCUGGACAACUACCAGAUGGCCCUGGCUGAUGUGAAGAAGGUCAGAGCCAAUUUCCAUGAGCAGCAGGCUUUCUACUGUUUCUCUGCACCUCAAGUCAACGAGACCAGCGUUGUGUAUCGGCGCCUCUAUGGGCCCCAAGUCCUCCUCUUUUCCUUCUUCUGGCCCACCUUCCUUCUGACUGGUGGCCUCCUCAUUAUCGCCAUGGUGAAGCUCAACAGGUCCCUAUCCAUCUUGGCUGCUCAGAGGUAGACCAAUCCACUUUGCAUCACAGCUCGGGAGCCACCAUGGACAGCAGGGGUUGCAGGCAGGGCUGCUCAUCACUCUCUUCCUCUUGUUUCCUCUUUUGUUUGUUCAACAUCUUCGGGAAGUCAUUUCCUAGUCAAGAAAGCUUAAUCGCUUCCGGGUGCCUUUAGAGGACAAUGGGACAGCCAGUUUCAGUGCCCCACUACCUGUUCUCAAUUGUUUACAUCUAUUACUACUAUGUCACUGUCCACUCCCCAGAUGAUGGAUAUUGUCACCUCUGUUCCUACGUUCCCUCUCUUAGCUCAAAUGCCUGCCUAUCGCACCCAGGAUAUUGUCCUUGGCCAAAUUCGGCUUCUUUAAAUUAUCACAAAAACAAUAGCUCUCAUUUAUAGGGAAAUUCAUUAUAUUGGUUUUUGUUAAUGGCAUUAAGUCACACACAUAUUAUUCUGAAAUUUAAAAUUAACGCUGUCGUUCAGUAUCCACAGGACUAGGUCUGUGACGCCCACAGAUGCCAAAAACCCCUUAUAUAAAGUGAUACUGUGUGUGUGUGUGUGUGUGUGUGUGUGUGUGUGUGAAAAACCUCUGCACACCUUUCUAUGUGCCUCACAACAUCCUCACAUGACUCAUAACAUCUACCACAAUGUCAAUGCUGUAGAUGGUUUUUAUUCUCUACCGUUUAGGGAAUAACGAUGAGGAAGGGUCCAUCAAUGUUCACUAUAGAUGCAAUUUUCCCCCAAAUACUUUCAAUCUGCAGCUAAUUGAAUCCAAUGGAGCAGAACCUGAUGAUACAGAGUCCAAGCAUAUUCUCACAAUAACAAAAGUCUUCGAGGAAAUAAACACACAUUAAAAUAUUUA